This is a messenger RNA of Oreochromis aureus, 2396 nucleotides long. It is a transcript of the gene mettl13, whose product is annotated as methyltransferase like 13. The coding region runs from base 122 to 2218 and encodes 698 amino acids. The record is from RefSeq and is a predicted model, not a curated record. The transcript has 9 exons. NCBI's taxonomy places the organism in Eukaryota, Metazoa, Chordata, Actinopteri, Cichliformes, Cichlidae.
AGCAAGCGGUACUGCAAGCAAUGUUGUCCGGGUGGAAAUCAGAGCCAAGUGCCAUGUGGAGAAGUGGCUGUAGGUUCAGUGACGGUAAAAUCUGCAACGUUUUGAACCAUCGCAGCCGACCAUGAGUCUUUUACCUCGCACCGCCGAGGAGUUCAGCUCUGCUGAGUACUGGGAGAAGUUUUUUAAGAAGAGAGGGGAGAAGGCUUUUGAAUGGUAUGGAGACUACAACAAACUGUGCGGUGUGCUGCACAAAUACAUCAAAAUGCAAGAUAAGGUGCUGGUGGUUGGUUGUGGUAACUCUGAGCUGAGUGAACAGAUGUAUGAUGUUGGCUACAAGCAUCUGACCAAUAUAGACAUUAGUGAGACUGUGGUCAACAACAUGAACCAGCGAAAUGCUGAGCGCAGGCCAGGCCUUACCUUCUAUCAGGUGGAUGCUACUAAAACUCCAUAUGAGGAUGCAAGCUAUCAGGCUGCUCUGGACAAGGGCACCUUAGAUGCUAUGGCAUCUGAAGAAGAAGGAGCUUUGGCCAGGAACAUGCUCACAGAGGUGGGUCGUGUGCUAAGUGUUGGGGGUCGUUAUGUCUGUGUGACACUGGCUCAGGAGAGCGUGAUCAAGUUGGCUGUGGAGCAUUUUGUUCAGCUCGGCUGGGCAGUGAGGCUCCACUGCCUGCAGGAAGAAAACAGGACAGAGGAAGACUCGUUUGCUCUGCCUGUUUUUGUUCUGGUUUGCACCAAGUUCCGUCAGCCUAUGCCCACACCCAUUCUUGAGAUGUGCCUCGGAGAGGAUGGAGCCCCUGUCCGUCACACGCAUGUUUCUGAACUGUUGUCAGCUGUGAGGGAGCAUCAGGCUUACUCCGUCUUGAGAAAGAGGCUCCGGACGAACACUGAUGCCAACUCAAACCUGUCGCUCACGCUCUGCCAUGCAAAGACCGGCUUUCCCAGAUAUACUCUUACAAUACAAGAUUCUCCACCAGGUGCUAAGGUUCCAAGAGCUAACCAGUUUGCUAUAUUUAUUGUUCCUCAGGGGAGUGAGACAGCCUGGCUCUACAGCUCUGGUGAGGGGCGGAGGCAGCUAGCAGCCAGUGCUAACUUUCGACGCUUGGUUAUUGUAUCAAUGCACAGGAAUCAGGAGUACACAGACAUGCAAGCUGUCCAGUCAGAACUCUCACCAGUGGUGAUGGACUUGGCUCCCCCCGGUAUGCCAGCCAACCACCAGGUGCCAUUUUUGUCUGUGGGAGGUGACCUUGGCUGGCGAGAGGAGGUUAGCAGGGGUGUGAGUCAGCUGAGUGGGGAGUAUUGCGUGGAGAAUGUCAAAGGAGAAGACGGAGAACUGUAUCGCCGACUUGUUUUCCUGUCUAAUGCUGCCCUUGUCCAAUCAGAGAGCCGUCUUGUCUCAUCAAAUACUGCGACAAGUCAGAAGAGAAAGAACAAAAGGAAGGCCAAGGCAUCAGCGGCAUCAGCAGCUCCAGCAGCAUCUUCAACCUCCAUGACUGUGGACAGUGGCUUCCUCUGCUGUGCUCACCAUGAAGUCAUGGUGGCUUGUCUUGCUAUGCUUGGCGUGGGCAUGCCACAGAACAAAGACAUCCCAGUGUCAGUGCUCCUAGUGGGGCUUGGUGGAGGAGGCCUUCCACAGUUUCUGCGGGACUUUAUGCCCAAUGUAACUAUUGAGGUUGUGGAACUAGACCCAGUUGUGUUGGAGGUGGCUAAACAAUGGUUCGGGUUUCAACCAGAUGACCGUUUGACUGUCACUCUUGGGGAUGGUCUGGAACGCAUUUGUGCACUGGAAAAAGAAGGUGGUCAUUUGUUUGAUGCCAUCAUGUUUGAUGUAGACAAUAAAGAUAGCACUCUGGGUAUGAGCUGUCCUCCUGCUGCCUUUGUAGAAACCCCAAUCCUGCAGAAAGUCCGUAACUUGCUAACUCCCAGAGGUCUGUUCAUACUGAACCUUGCAUGUCGAGACCCAGCCCUGAGGAAAAGCGUGCUUGAGCGUGUAAGUGGUGUGUUUCCCACCAUCCUGUCUCGAAAGAUCGAAGAAGAGAUAAAUGAAGUCCUUCUGUGCUCUCGUGGCGAAAAGGAGACAUCGGACGCCACCCACAUUUUGCCAUCUUUAAACCAGGCAGCCAAGAAUCUGCAGAGUGCACUGUGCUCCAGCGGGACUGAACCCAGCCGUAGGCCGCAUAUAGACAUUGCAGAGUUGCUAAAGGACUUGAGAAUAGUGUGAAGCAUGUUUGUGACCAUUGAGGGUGAGAUUAACCAUGUGUCGGGACAGUUUUUGAGAUUGUGUGACAAACAUAUUAAAAUAUGGGAAAAAGUGCUUUGACUUUGCCAUUCAGUGCAAUGUCAUUUAAAGUGUAUAUGUGUAACAUAAACAAUCACAAAUAAACGUUUUAUCCUUUAAA